Molecule: messenger RNA, 3285 nt
Organism: Corythoichthys intestinalis (scribbled pipefish)
Lineage: Eukaryota; Metazoa; Chordata; Actinopteri; Syngnathiformes; Syngnathidae
Gene: vrtn
Product: vertebrae development associated
Exons: 3
Coding region: 204-2192 (662 amino acids)
Biological process (GO): regulation of transcription by RNA polymerase II
Cellular component (GO): chromatin
Source: RefSeq, a predicted model, not a curated record
AGGAAGGAGUUUCUUUCCCGAUGGACAAUUUCCUGAGUAGCCUACUCGGCUUCGCUUCUUUGUCACCUUUUACGCAGACGAUGGAGUGAGGACGGGGCAGCGGGAGCACAAAUUUGGGAAUUUUUUGUGGAGAGCCGAGCAACUCUUACCAGGAGUGCUUUUCCAUUCCGAUUCCUCCGCGACGUGAACGCAUCACCGCAGUCAUGAUUCAGAGGAACGAAGUGGUGCUGUCUAUCCUGAGAGAGCUCCAGGAGGCCACGGAGUGCUCAGGCCUCGACCCUCUCAUUCUGAAAGCCCUGGAGGUGGGCCGGCUCCUGGCUCCCUUCCCACUGCCCCGCAAGCCCUGUCAGAACUUCCCCGAGUGGGCCGGGGUGGAUGACGUCGCCCAGCGCUUGUACCCCCGGGACGCUCCUGCGGACCUCCUGCCGCUGCGCUGCAAAGGAAAGGGCAACCUGCUGUUCGACGCAGCAAGCAUGCUCCUAGUGGGCAAUAGUGGGCUGAGUUUGGAGCUACAGGUAAGGACGGUUGUAGAAAUGGUCCUGUGGAAGAGAUACUAUCUUUCCGGGAUGAUUGACUCCAAGAUGAUGCUCCAGGCAGUCCGCUUCAGCCUCUGUGCUGAGGAGUCCGAGGCCAUGCUCAGCCUGUCAGCAAGCGUCCUGGAAGCUAUAUUCGACGCAGACGUCAAGGCUUCAUGUUUCCCUGACUCCUAUGCCAACAUGUGGCACGUGUAUGCGCUGGCGUCCGUCCUUCAGGUCAACAUCUACUCAGUCUACCCCAUGUUCAACCACAAGAUUCGAUCCUACUUCAACCGACUUAUCCGGCCCAGGACUUGGCCCAAAGAGCACGAGCCUCGAACCUUCCACAUAAUGUGGUCUGGCGAGCUGCAAUCUCAGACUUUGUUCCGACCCGAUCACUUCGUGGCACUGGUCCAUAUGAGCGACUUUGCUUCGAGUAGUCGUAAGAGUGAGGAGCUCCUCAACCGAGACUCUAAGUUCUCUUAUCUGAGUCUGAAGGACAAGUACAACAUCACAAAGACGACCUUCUACCGCUGGAAGAGGCAGUCUCAGGAGCAUUGUAAGAAGUCCACUGCCCGCUACGAGGCUAAGUACUUCCUGCAGGCGUGUUACCUGGGAGGGAAGCUAAUCCCGUUGCACCAGUUUAAAGAGUUCUUCCCAGAAAUCUCUAGGUCGUCCUACUACAACUGGAAGCAGGAGCUCCUCAAGUCAGGCGGAGCUUUCUCCACAUCAUCUUCCACCGGAGAGAUAAGUCCUGGUGAGAGCACAGAGCAGGAAGCCUGGUCCUCACCUGAGGCGAGACCGGACGAGUCGGAUCAACAAGACAGUGUGGCCAGCAUGUUCGGCCUCAAUAUGGGGCAGCUGGAUCUGGAGCGGACCCAGAGUGUGGCCCACAUGCAGCAAGCUAAACGCUGCCUACAGAACUGCAUAGCCACCAACGCCUCAUUUCCAUUCAGGCUCUUCAAGCGCAACUUCCCUGGCAUUUCCAGGUCCACUUAUUACAACUGGAGGAGAGAGGCCUUGUUGUUCAACAGCAGCUACAAAGCCAGCAGCUCAGACAGCUCAGAUGCUGACAAAAGCCAAAGUCCUAAAAGCAUCUCGCCAGUGUUGCAGACCCACGGUGAAGCUGCUCCACGGAUGAGGAUUUGCAGGCGAAGGCACAGAAGUUUCCGCUUGGCGUAUGUGAGUAAGAAGCAACUCCGAGAUGUCGCUAAGCUGCUGGUCCGCAGGUCCAAAUUAUCACUUAGCAAGUUUAGGCUCAGGUUUCCGACUUUGUCCCUCUGCUUCUUCUGGCUGUGGAGCAGCAAGAAAAAGAGGAUAGUGAGAGAACUCACCGACCCAAAAGCUGGGCAAACCCCAAUGGCAAGUGUCAACAUUGCAGAUAACCCGAACAGGCUCCCGUUUGUAGAGGUCCCCUCGCACGUCGGUGGCUCCAGUGCAGCUUCCCUGGGCACCCCACAUCCCAAACACGACCUGGCGGGCUUCCCGCCCUCUAUGGACGUGGUAGCCCUGGCCAACUUCAAAGCCAAGGCCAAGUUGUUUCUGCAGCAGCGCUUUGAGGAGAAGUCUUUUCCCACGUUCAAGGAAUUCCGCUCCUAUUUCCCCUUCACUCCUCGCUCCACUUACUACAUGUGGAAGCGGGCUCUGCACCACGGAGUGUCGCUAGUUCACGGCUGAAGCUUCGCCCGUCUUCUGAGUUCGAAAAUUUGCACAUGUGUGACACUCCUGCAAACAAAAGGCAGUUGAAAGCUUGGGCUCCCUGCUAAGCAUCAUUCUGGGCAACCUUUACCAUUAAUAAUUGUAUACUUUCUCCAUACUAUUUGUUGGAACCAUGGUUCUUAUAUCACUUUUUUUUUUUUUUUUUUUUUUUAAUUGAGUCAUUUUUUAAAAUGCUGUUUUGUUCAUCGAACUUGCACCAAAUACCAACACACUGUGAAUGUACCAUCUUAACCAAAUGCACCUUUGUGGUUAUUCUGAAGACGCUUGAAUGUAUAUGAAUAUAUUUUUCUACAAUGGUGACUUAUUACAAGACUACCUAUUUCCCUUUGACUUUCCUGUGCUGCUUAGUUUGUAGAUCCACUGUUAAACUUGUGCUCAUUUAGCGGAACAAUAAAAUGUGACAUCGUUUUGUAUUUGUUUCAAGGCAAACUGGGCUAUAAGCGUUUGAAAAUCAAUUUGCAUCAACAUCUAGUGGACCACUUUUUAAUUCUAAAGUGGACCCAAAUGUAUUUAGAAGAGGACCUCUCUGCCUAUAUAUGUGCAAACUAUUUUUGAGUGGGUCAGGGGUUUUGUGUGUUUCACCUCUUGUGUGCAGCUUAUUGUGCUGAUGCUAAUGAAGGUAAUGGUCAAGGGUGGAGAGAAGGGGGGUCUUAAUUGUAUGCGAGAGGAUCAAGGUGGUGGAGAUAAGACUCAAAAGGUUUUUUGUGAAGGGGGUUCAAGUAGUGUAGAGAACUGGUGGGGGUUGUCUCUGAAACUUUGAUCAAGUGAUACCACCACUCACUUGUAAAAUGUCAAAGUGAAUUGUUUUAUACAGGAUGCAAAUUUUGACUUCCCCUGUCUGAUCACAUUUACUCCAGGGUCAUGAUGCCAUUAAUAUAAUAAACACACUGUUCAGUUUAUAUUCAAUCAGAAUGAUCUUGGCUGACUGAUAACCAUGCGGAAACAGAUUUGACCUGAUUCUUAUAAUAUUCACUGUUCGUAAAUUGAAAUUAUUUUUAUUUUAGAGUCUGCAACAUGUUAAAAAUGAAAGUGCAUGUUAAUAUUACUGAAA